GUGGUUACAUCUUGACUGCUGCCGUGGAGAAAGUUUGUGAGAAGUCUUUGAUUCGACCAUACUUUAAGGUGUGAAGGAGAGGAACAUCGUCAUUUGUCAUGGAUGUUUUGCUGAGCCUUCAAGCUUCUGGUGUUGAAAGGGAUAAUGAUGACGAUGAUGAUUUACACUCUAACAUCAGUGCAAGUGAAGAUGAGGGUGAUUUGGAGGAUGAAUCGAGACAUUCUAAACUCUUGGAAGCCAUUGGCUCCAUGGAAACCAAGAAAAGGUCAAAGGUCAAGCAAAGGUCCGAAGCAAGUGCAGAUGUUUCAGAGUAUCAGCUGAAUACUAAAGAUGUUCAAGGGAAAGGGAUUUGGAUCCAUGAUCUUAUGGGAUCUCUGUAGAGGAAGAACACCCCAUCCCACUCCGCGCUGAAGAAACAGAUGAACAAUGUGAACAAGCGGAAGACACUCCCUACUCCCUUACAUCAGCAUGAGGCGGAGAAGAUCCAGCGGACGAUGGCCUAUGAAGGGGUCAGCAAGGAGGUCUCUAAAUGGGACCAAGUGGUACAGACCAAUCGUAAGGCUGAGCAUCUGUCCUUUCCUCUCAACCAAGAGGUCGUUGGACUUCCGACCACUGACCAGUUCGUCAAGAAGUUUAAGCCAAGUACACCAUUGGAGCAGGAAGUCUACAAAAUAUUGCGUGGGAGUAAGUUUGCUGAGAGACCCAACAAACAACUCUCUCAGGCUGAAGAAGAGGCCAUCAAAGCAAUGAGUUUGUCUGAGGCACGUGAGCGGAGAGCGGAGCUACAGAAACACAGAGCUCUUAUGUCAUUCUACGAAGCUAAGUGCAGGAGACAUAAAAAGAUCAAGAGUAAAAAGUACCACCGUAUAGAGAGGAAAAGCAAAGCAAGGCAGGAGUCCAAGAAGAUGGAAAAACUGAUGGAAGAUGACCCAGAGGCUGCCAAAGAAGCAAUGGAGAAACUAGAAAAAGCAAGGGCUACGGAGAGAAUGAGUUUGAAGCACCGUAACACAGGAAAGUGGGCAAAGACUAUGAUGAGAUAUGGGAAGCACAACAUAUCAGCGAGACAAGAGCUUGCUGAGCAGCUCCAGAAGAGCCAUGAACUGACUGAGAAGAUCGCCGAGGUGAAUGAAGACAAGACUGAAGAGAGGAGUGAAGCGGAAGAAGAGGAGGAGGGGGACACUGUUCAACCUUCGCUUAGCGAUAUCAACAACCCUUGGUUCACUGGCAAAGUGUUGGGCAAGGGAGGAGACAAAGAAGACGAGGAGAGGGAAGUGGAACAGUUUGUAGCCUUGGAAGAAGUACAGGCAAAGAGAGAUGAUGAUGGAUCGGAUGAAGAGGAGAGUGGAGAUGACGAUGAGGAGGAUGAGAUAGAAAAGGACCACAAGAUGUUGAAGAUGAUACAGGAGGAGAGGAGAAAAUGGGAGGGUGGCAGUGACGAUGAUGGUGACGAGGAGGAUGAUGAAGAGGAGAGAGACAAGAAGGUGACUCAAGCUGAUGAAGUUGAGGUGGUGAAGAAAGGGAAGAAGAGCAAAGGGGUUGCAAAACAAGAACGGACAAAUUCAAGGAAAGCCGACAAGAAGGGAAAGCGGAAAAAAGUCAAGGUCAUUGAAGUGGAUGUUGAGGAGGAGAAUGAUAAAGAAGGUGAUGAUGAUGCAGAGGAGUCUCAACUGGAGGAAGGCGUUGAUAGACGUCAGACACACUCCUCCCUCGACGAUCAAGACUGGCUCCAUAGACUGGAGGAGCAGAAAAGACAGUUGCCACAGAAGUCAUCCGAUGAUGUUGUCCAAGGUGUCAAGAGUGUGGAGAAGGAGGAAGGCACAAAGAAAUCCACAGGCAUUGUUGAUCCAAGCAAAGUCUUUGUGGUGAAGCCGAAGGAUAUGUUGAAGUCGGCAAUGCCGGUGCUGGUGGAACAAGGGGAUGAUGAUGAUGGAGAGAGUAAGGGAAUGGACCAUCGCAUGAACAUCAUGCAAGCAUUUGAAGAUGACGAUGUAGUGGAAGAGUUCAAGGAAGAAAAGAUAGCAAAAGUUGAGAAGGACAAACCAAAGGACAUUGACCUUACACUCCCAGGAUGGGGAGACUGGGGAGGAACGGGAGUAGAGACAUCAAAGAAGAAAAGGAAAAGGUUUAUUAUAAAGGCCAAACCUCAAGCCCCAAGACAAGAUGCCCAAUUAGCUCAUGUGAUCAUUAACGAGGAUAGGGAUAAGAAGAUUGCUAUACAUCAGGUGAAUAGCCUUCCAUUCCCCUUCACCAACCCCGAACAGUUUGAGAGGAGCAUACGAGCCCCCGUGGGUAGCACCUGGAACACCCCCUCUGCCGUCAAGGCCCUGACCACGCCAAAAGUCAGCACCAAGAUGGGUACCAUCAUCCGACCAAUCAAGGCGGAGGAGGCCUUCAAAGAGAAGAACAGGAAAAGGAAGAACAUGGAAGAGAUGAGGAAGAGGAAAGGACAGAGACCUGAUAUUGUGUUUGAUGAGGGGAGUAAAAAGAAGAGGAGAAAGGGCAAGGGAAAGGGAUGAAUGAACUUGAUCUGUCUAGUAGUUAAAUGCUAUUACUCUGUGCCUUGUGAAUGAGGAUGACAAAACCCUGUAAUUUAUUGGAAAUCUCCUUUCAGGGGGAAGUUUCGGAAAUAGGAAAGUGCCAACGUGCAUAUAUGUAACACACUAGUUCAUGAUUAAUGUGCAGGAAAAGCAUCAUGUGAGCAUGAUCUGAUCAUGCGGUGAUGCUUAGUAGUUACCACAUGCAAUUGGCAUCUAAUUUUUAUUCGCAUCAGACUCAAUUCUUUCUGAUUAAUCGGGGUCAAAAGUGAAAGGCGCCAAAAAUAAUAUUUUUUCAUCAAGUUUAAAGCUUUGGUAAAAGUCUGAUCAUGUGAAUUAUGUUCAAUUAUAAUUUUAACAUUACAAUCUUAAAUGAGUUUUGUUUCAUCCACUGAUUCUUUGAUAAUUUGAAUUUUGACAAUUGAAAAGAUAGAUUCAUUGCCUUCUCUUUUUAUUUUAAUAAUAAAAAGAAAAACCAGUCAAGCCUAGAUGGAAAAAUAAUUUUUGAAGACCAAAUUACUUUUUCUGCUAAUUACAAAUAACCUUGUCUUGCGACUUAUCGUUUGUUUUAAAGCAGAUAGUCAAAGUUUACCUCUUGUAUGUAUUAUCUUUUUAUUCUUCCUUCUUUCCAGGUAUCAAGGCUCAUUGAAACAAAUAUCAUUUUACAAAUAAACACCAAAUACCACACAGUAGUUUGGUAUAAUGAGUACUGAAAACAGAUUUUAUUUAUCUUGUUCAUUGUAUGUUGAUUGACAAAUGGUAGGAUCAAGGAAAAAUAAAUAUACUUUAUUUACAAAUUACAAA
This is a messenger RNA of Lytechinus variegatus (green sea urchin), 3338 nucleotides long. RefSeq names its product U3 small nucleolar RNA-associated protein 14 homolog A-like. Lineage: Eukaryota; Metazoa; Echinodermata; Echinoidea; Temnopleuroida; Toxopneustidae. Gene Ontology annotation, cellular component: nucleolus; small-subunit processome. The record is from RefSeq and is a predicted model, not a curated record. Gene Ontology annotation, biological process: rRNA processing.